AUGGGGUUGAGAGACCUUUUAGGAGUGCGAAGAGGCGAUAAGGGCAAGAAUGAGGCGUCGUCGAGCGGAACGAUGACUCUAGACGAUACCGCGGGGGGUAGUGCGUCGAACGGAGCGCUGAAUGAGAACAUAGAACAACCCAACUUUGGGGCGCCGGCGGAGAACUUCUCGCUACCCGCCUCCCCGAGCGGGUCGUACAACCCGUACAGUGGUUUGGGGGGACCGUUCGAUCCGUCGAUGAGUAAAUCAAUUUAUUCGCUCGCUGAUACCCCGGAGUAUCUGUUCGAUGAGGAAAGAACGAUGAAGACGCGCAGCUGGAGUGAAAACCUGACGUACUUGACCGGGGUUGGAUACCUGAGCGGGAGCAUCGCCGGAGGUGGGUGGGGGCUGUACGGCAGCAUGAAAGCUACACCAGAUCCAACUUUAGAUACUUCAAAGCUUCGGUUGAAUAGAAUGCUCAACGCUGUGAGCCAGAGGGGGCGAUCCAUGGGGAAUACGCUGGGCUGCAUAGGCUUGUAUUACGCUGCACUAGAAAGUGCAUCGAUGGCGUACACGGAAAACAGAUAUGAUUCGCUGUGCUCUGUAUUCGCAGGAGGAGGCGCGGGUGCAUUGUACAAGAGCAUGAGCGGACCACGUGCGAUAGCUGUGUAUGGGGCUGGUGGUGCUUUGCUUUCUGCGAUGAACGUGGCGGCGCAGGGCAUCAUCGGUCGCUAG
Molecule: messenger RNA, 714 nt
Organism: Ostreococcus tauri
Lineage: Eukaryota; Viridiplantae; Chlorophyta; Mamiellophyceae; Mamiellales; Bathycoccaceae
Product: Mitochondrial inner membrane translocase subunit Tim17/Tim22/Tim23/peroxisomal protein PMP24
Exons: 1
Coding region: 1-714 (237 amino acids)
Biological process (GO): protein import into mitochondrial matrix
Cellular component (GO): TIM23 mitochondrial import inner membrane translocase complex; mitochondrial inner membrane
Molecular function (GO): transmembrane protein transporter activity
Source: RefSeq, a predicted model, not a curated record